Terrapene triunguis (Three-toed box turtle) is the source of this 1285-nucleotide messenger RNA. RefSeq names its product epoxide hydrolase 4-like. The coding region runs from base 1 to 945 and encodes 314 amino acids. Gene Ontology annotation, molecular function: hydrolase activity. The transcript is spliced from 7 exons. Lineage: Eukaryota; Metazoa; Chordata; Testudines; Emydidae. The record is from RefSeq and is a predicted model, not a curated record.
AUGGGGAUAGAGGUCAAAUGUGGCCGAGAGGAUAUCACGGAUGAUGAUGAGGGAAUAGAUGCCCUGAGAUAUGACCAGGAAGAGGAUUCAGGGUUAAGAUUCCACUAUGUAGCUGCUGGAGAACGGGGUAAACCACUCAUGCUGCUGCUUCAUGGCUUUCCAGAGUUCUGGUAUUCCUGGCGCCAUCAAUUGCGAGAAUUUAAAAGUGAAUAUCGAGUUGUGGCACUGGAUUUGAGAGGUUAUGGAGAAACAGAUGCUCCUUCUCACCAGGAGAAUUACAAGUUAGAUUGCCUAAUUACAGAUAUAAAGGAUAUUUUGGAAUCUCUAGGGUACAAUAAGUGUAUGCUGAUUGGCCAUGACUGGGGUGGAAUGAUUGCUUGGUUAGUUGCUAUUUGUUAUCCGGAAAUGGUGACCAAGCUUAUUGUGGUUAAUUUCCCUCAUCCCUCUGUAUUUACAGAAUACAUUCUACGACAUCCUUCACAAUUGAUUAAAUCUGGUUACUACUUCUUUUUCCAAAUGCCUUGGUUUCCUGAAUUCAUGUUUACAGUAAAUGAUUUCAAGGUACUGAAAAACUUAUUUACCAGUCGGACUACUGGAAUUGGAAGGAAAGGCUGUCGAUUAACAGCAGAGGACAUUGAAGCUUACCUUUACAUCUUUUCUCAACCUGGAGCACUAACUGGACCCAUUAACCACUACAGAAAUAUUUUCAGUUGCCUACCUCUGCAGCACCAUGAGGUCACCAUGCCUACCUUGUUGUUAUGGGGAGAAAGAGAUGCAUUUAUGGAAGUUGAGAUGGCAGAAACUACUCGGAUUUAUGUUAAAAAUCAUUUCAGAUUAACUAUUUUGUCUGAAGCCAGUCACUGGCUCCAGCAGGAUCAACCUGACAUAGUUAACAAGUUGAUAUGGACCUUUCUAAAAGAAGAGACAAUAAGAAAAAGAGAGUGACUUUUUCUACAUGUUUUAAAGGUCUACAUAAAAGCUCUUACAUUUUAAAAACUAAUUAUUAGCAGGACCAUAUUUCCAGCCUACCUUCUAAUUUGGGCUCUGUUAGGGAAAAGUGUUUUCGAUGUAUUGUACGUAUUGACACCGAUGUUAUUACUAAAAGAAGAUAGUGUGAGAACAUAUAGUGUUAACAUUGGUUUUACCUGUAUUCUUGUAUUUUGCACAUAAAAACACCUGCCUUAAAAUGUAUGUGUUUGUACAGUAAGGAAAUCAUGGAAAGUUACUUGGUUCUGGUUUCUCACUUGCUUUACACUUGUAAUAUAUGGUGCCUUUCACAAAUUUA